Molecule: messenger RNA, 6021 nt
Organism: Phytomonas sp. Hart1
Lineage: Eukaryota; Euglenozoa; Kinetoplastea; Trypanosomatida; Trypanosomatidae
Source: the annotation of a GenBank genome assembly
AUGAGCAAGUCGAUGGCACAUCAGACCCGAGGUCUUAGUUCUAUUCAAACAGAAUGCUUUCUGAGUGAGCUUUUGGGAGGUAAUAACGAGAAUGAAGCGGAGGAUGAUAUUGAAGACUGGAAGGUAGGCGAAACCGUAUGCAAUGAAACUGUGGAGCUUAUGUCUUCCGAUUUUGACGAAAGUAAGUCGACUGCUACUUUAACGAAUAUGGGCUGGACCGCAUCGGACACUACUAGCCCGAUCUUUGCCAUUGCUUCUGUGGAAACAGUCCAUACCUUGGAUCCGUUUGCAAGGGCCAAAAUAUUGAAUUUUAUUCAGCGAAUGCUUUCCCUUCCUUCUUCCUCCUCUUCAAAUACCAGGGAUACAGACGUAGUGAGGAAUGGUUCUCAUGAAGCUUUGGAUAAAUCUGUAUACGUGCCAGAGGUACGAGAGGUGCAGGGUAACCCUGGUUUUGGAAAACAAUAUCAUGCCACUUUGAGGUUGCCUCUGCCAUCAGAGUAUGGCCUGCGCUAUGGUGAAGGUUUUGCAAGCACUGAGAGGGAUGCGGAGCUAGUGGCAGCAAUGCAUGCUGAGCGUGUUCUUGACAAACUGGGGUUUCACAUAUACCAGCUUUCUUCCAAGCAAUCUCGACAUGCCGAGGCCGCACGAAAAGCAGGACGUUGGGCCCCUAUGCCUGAUGAAGGGGAAAGAGGUCUAUCCCGGCCCCCACCAACCACGUCUUCCCCACCUUCUCUUCAAUACGUCAUGGAAAACACAACAAUGAGUGUGUCGCGACAGCUCCAAUUGGAUAAGGUACACUUUGUUAACGUCACUCGAGGUGUUUUCACCCCUUUUAAGUUCACACUUGCCUCGCCAUAUUUCUUAGAUUUUGGAAGUAUUAAACGGAUUAAAUACUUUUUCGAGGCUUAUAAAGCCAAUAUUAAUAACUUCUCAAAAGUUAUUGCACUACACAAAAAUAUCAACAAAGAAAAUAAAAAGCAUGGAGACAGUGAGUGCGGAAGUGAUCAACUCAGUGACGACAUUACAGAAACAGAUCACUCUUUUUUAGCACAACUGAAGCUACCUAUUGCAUCUCGUUUCGGCGAAAGAGUAUGCAUGGGGAUAGGACCAACCAAAAAGGAGGCCAUUGCAUUGGUAUGUAUGCAUGCGGAGUUGACUAUCGAUACCUUGGGGCUUGCCCUGUACCCCAUAAGCAAGGAGAAGCAGUCUCUGCAUGUCAUGGAAUGCGAAAAGGUACAGCGAUGGUGUGCGCCUGUGGAGAAUUUCGACUUUCGUUACGAUGCUGUCUCACCGCCGCCGCUGCGGAUUCUACCAGGCCACACAGCGGCGAUUCACCGAGGGACGUCAGUUUCGUCGUCCGAAGCGGAUCUGACUCAACACCGCCGUGUUGGUGAAUACCGCAUAGGAGGUGUACCUGUAUUCGUGGCCGAAGGGACUGGUGAAAAGCAACAUAAUGAAAAUGGUAGAACUAUGCCACACACUAUCCCACUAUGUGAUAAGUUCAGUGGGUGCAUUACGAGCACGGAACCCCUUAUCGCUGAGCUACAAAAUGGCGAUACUUCGGUCGAGUCUAUGCUUCUAAAGCAUAGCUACGCAGUGAAAAACUUUAGUUGUGUGCAGGACGUUGGAAGCGUAGACAAGUCGGCAAAGCUGUUAUUGGAUCACUAUUUAGAUUAUUAUUAUCAUUCUAAAAGGUUUAAGGACACGAAACCGUUACCAGGAAGUCCUUUUGGCAAAGAUGUACUCUCACCGUAUCUGGUUGAGUGUCUCGGUAUCAAAUUUCAUGAGACAUACCGAGCCACUAUAACGGUCUAUCUUUUCGCAUCCGGAGGGGUUUGUGAAAGCGGGAGUUCGGGCCAAAAUGACGAGGCGCGUGAUAAGAAUGCUACCUUUACGGCUAUCGGUAUAGCCAAAACCCACCAUGAAGCUGAAAUAGCAGCUGCGACACAUGCGUUGAGGGUCUUGACUGCUUUGAAUCACCCAGUAGUAUUUUCUACGGAGUCCAAGUUCUUACUUUCUUCCUUCAUAGCUGCGUUGAGCAAAGACAGCAGGCAAAACAGUUUCCAACCCUACGACCCCACAAAGCGUGUCAAGGAGUUGCACGAAAUUGCGUCGAAUCCCUUAUGUGUACCUGUGCGCUGCAUAGGGAAGGAACACGUAGGUCGUAUUAUCAUCCCUGGUCUUUCCGAAAAACAACUAAUCACUACUUCAGAGAAUACUGGUGUUACCGCAGCAUACCAUUCUUCACUAACUUCCUCGUCACGAGUUUUUAAAAUCCUUAACCAAGAUGCAACAAUUAUGAAAGCUCUUUUUCAAGCCCGCAAGACAUUACCAAAGUCUGACUGGUCUCUGGAAGAGGAUGGCAACAACCGCAUCGUGGUAAACCCGGCUUCUACUCGAGAGACAGGGCGAGGCUACAUCCACACGUUGCCGGGAGUACGAACCCCUGAUGGUUUUGCUAUUAAUCGACUACAAGACUACCUUGAACGGCACGGAAAGUGUCUGGAAACCUCGUUCAUCCACUCGUGUCAUGAAGUUGAUGACGAAGGUAUUACGAUAGGUCAAGGGUCGUCAACACAGGCCAAUUUAGCUGUGCCUCAGAGUGGUGGCAAUGGUAAAAAGUCACUAUGUCCACUUCUGCACGUUGUUAAAGUAAUUUUACCAGUUUCACAAAGAUUUGGUCGCACAUCAGAAAGUGACCAGGGCUCGGUGAAAGGUGAGGAUCUUAAGUUGCCGGGGCGUUUUAUUGCGCACGGUGAGGGGUACAACGAAGCUGAUGCCCUGCUGAUGUGUGCCAUGCAUGCGGAGUUACUUUUGGACACACUUGGAGUUCCUUUUUAUGAUCAUCCUGUGUUGCAACGUAAACACAUCGAUACAGCCAAUAUGCUGGGCCGCCAAACUGCUGUUGGCACUACCGUGAAGGCACCGCCACCUGUACGCAAAGAGCACCCAAACUCUUGCUUAUGGGCUCGCAUGCAAAUUCAUCUUGCGAAAGAAUCGACAACGCCAUCUCAGCCCUUAUUUGAGAAUUCAGGAGUAGUGGAAACGCCCACCACUGUUGCGUUUCAUUCUAAACCUGAAAUGACGGCGCAAACUGAUAUUUUUUUUCCUAAUAAUUUGCCAGGGUCGUCGGCCAAUGGCUCAGAUGUGACUGACUCUUCAUCGUUUGAGUUCACGGAUGAUAAUCUUUGCGAUUUUUCUAAGCUUCAGCCCAUUCAUAGCACUGAAGUAUUUCGCACUUCUUUGAAGCACAUUCGACAUUAUUUUCAACAACAAGGCAGCGAUUUCUUUCGUAUGUUGCGGCAAUAUUCCGUCAAGACUUCGUGUCACGGUAUUGUGUAUCGUGCUAUUGUUGAGAUUCCGGUGCCUAAGAUAUACAACAAGCGCUUCGCGGUGGGAUGUGCUAGCACGAAGGGGCGGGCACUAAACCUUUGCGCGUCUCACGCUAUCUGGACGUUAGAUGCGCUGAAUAUUCCAAUUUAUUCAGGUUGGGCUCAAACUGAUUAUGCAAAGUCAUCCAGGCUAGUUGGCCGACGCUCCCCAAUGCCGGGAGAUCCUCUUAUGCCUGGGUAUACGCCUUCCCCUAGAGGCUUGUGUGACAUGUCCGUUGGUGCCAUAGAACGACCGGAUCCUCCAGUUCUACCGUCUUUGGAGCAGAUCGGAAGGGAUGCCGCGGUUUGGACAAGCUACGUUCGCUUAUGUAAAAUUUUCUACAAGAAAAACGAAGAGAUCACUUUGCAUGAGUCACUAUUUCAAUUACAUCAGGCACCACGUAGCGGAGUUGAGGUCGAGGAUAAGGGCUUGAGCUCAGUGGAGCUCAUGCCUAUUAACAACCGUGCCAAACACCAACUCGUACGUCUCUGUGCAGAUGUCGGUUUGCCACGACCCGAUGAUUUUCGGUAUAAUAUCUAUACAAGGGCAUCUGAGAAGUGGUUUCUUGUAGAAACCCCUGUUUUAGGAACUGUUUUCAAAGCCCGCGGUUUGGCACAGAAUCCUGGUGAUAGUAUAUUACGGGCAGCAAUGCACUACGAGUAUUUGAUUCGAACGGCUGUUCUUCCUCAAAGAGCCUUGUCAAAUACUGAUAAAAGCUUCCAAAGUGGGCGUCUUGUUCCCACCACUGGUGAGCGGUCGCGACGAGGAAUGGAACUUUUUGAUAGCACCAAGGGUGAUUUCUCCACACAGGGCAAAGCAGCCGUUUUGGCGCUUUAUGCUGCAACGCACCGCCCCUACCAGCCUGUGCAGCUCAUUUUGCGAGAAGGCGCAGUUGAUCCAGCACUACCACCGGUCUCGCUUCACACAGCAAGUAAAAUAGCUAACAAUAAUCCACGUGUAGGUAUGCAUGUAGUUGUGACAGCUGAUCUAAGUGAUGAUCUUGGUUUGCGUCACUCGGCCAAGGGGGAGCACCCAAGCAAUGUAUCUGAGGCGAUAGAGCGAGCUUCAAGCGGUCUUUUUCACCUCCUCCAGCGCAAAGCGAACAUCCAGUUCAUUGGUCAGGUCAUCAAACGUCACCCUUCUAUCUGCAUGGGGACUUUAUGCAAACUUGCAUUUGAUAAGACGGAUACCGGCGUUGUUGCAUCGGAUGCAAUGUUAAUUUCACUUUGCAAGGCUGCGAAAAAAAUUGUCGAUUCAGCUCCUUUUUUGAGUGAGGAAUUCAUCUUAGAUGAAUUGAAGGGCCUACCGAUGGAGGGGUCUAGGGAUUUAUUAAGCUCGUCUUACGCGGUGAUGCUGCUAGACAUCGUGACCCGCCGAUUAGAUCAGUCCACUAUACACGCGCCGUUGACGACCUCUACUUUUAUGUGUGAUAACUUCGCAGCCCUUGGUCUUCUUCCUAAGUCUGUUCACGAAGCUGCAAGUUCAAAGAAACUUGAGCCAUAUGAAACAUCAAAGGAGAAGGUCACCUCUAUUGCUGGAGUUGUUGCCCUCUUAAUGCAGUGCAUUCCGCGACAAGCUUCAGUGGGGAGACAAGACUUUACCCUCCUGAACGGGCCACUGCUUCCUAUUCAACUGGGUAAGUUACUUCUUGCAGGGUUCCUCUUUGAUUGUGUACCUUUCACCAUACGUAUGGCGGCCAUGGUUAUGGACUUGCAGAGGAUUUGUGUUGUUAAUAACCAUUCCCACACCUUCUCAGGCCAAGAGGGUGAAGGGGGGGGUCAGGAGCUGCAGUGGCAUGACUGGCGAAGUGUCGAUCUUGUAGAGGAGAUUCUUCAUCCGUCGGCUCCUCUACUAUCUUCUGUAACAUCAUAUGAGAUCGAAAUAGCUAUGCGUUUAUGUGAGCUUCAAACGCUAGUUGAGAAAUAUGUUCCUGCAUCCAAACUCGCGGGACUGUUUUCUCCGUUUCGUGACCUUAAAGAGUUCCAGCGGCAAGCAAAUCACCGGCAUAAUGAAGCAAUGUCGAAGGAUUCUACUUUUCUUGAAACCCGACUCCAUAUGUGUGUGGCAUUCGCCACAUAUCCACAGAUCCUUACUCCUAAACCUGAGAGCCCGCGCAUCGUGGAGGGAUCAAUUGUUCUCGAUGCAGCUGAUCCUUCCAUCACAGUGCUGGAGCCAAUGGACGGCGCGCAACAGGCCUACAUCAAGACAGUGCCCCACCACCCACGCGCCCCCUUUGCGUGUUUCGACACCUCGUUGCGCAGCAACACCGAUACCGAGAAGACCGUUUCAUCUUCUGAAGUGGAUGUCCAAAGGAAACGGAAGAAUCACCUUCCUCGGCAAGUUGGGGUAGGGCACGCGCACAUAUGCGUCGCUGGCUCUUCCGUGGCUUCUGUUGUAAAUAUUGUGGCGACUGUGCUAAGUUGCAACAAACACCACGUGCUUUCUGUUCAAGAAGAGAUUCCAAAUUUGGGGCUUAUGUUAGAUGGGACUCUACCUCUGGUGUUUCCAUCGGCGGCCGUCAUGGAAGCCGUGUGUGAACUUCAGACUGUAUUUGCACAGUCCUUGAGCUACUUGAGAUCACCACCACAUGAUGCCCUGCAUGCGUUGGAUAUACUGUUACAUUCGUGUGAAAGUAGCAAUAAACCGUAG